UACACCAAAAGCUCACGGCAACGACCAGGAUGAAGUUUUUUCUGCAUUGCCUCCAGCUUCUGCCCUUGCUGAUCAUCUUCAGCCUAGAGUCUCUCCUGAAGCUUUUUAUUCCUAAGAAGAGAAAAUCAGUUACUGGAGAAAUCGUACUGAUUACUGGAGCUGGACACGGAAUUGGGAGACUAACUGCCUAUGAAUUUGCCAAACUUAAAAGCAAACUGGUUCUGUGGGAUAUAAAUAAGCACGGAAUUGAGGACACAGUUGCUGAAUGCAGGAGACUGGGUGCGAAGGCUUAUGCCUUUGUGGUAGACUGCAGUAACCGAGAAGAUGUUUACAACUCUGCAAAGAAGGUGAAGGAAGAAAUUGGAGAUGUUAGUAUUUUAGUAAAUAAUGCUGGUGUAGUCUACACAUCGGAUUUGUUUGCAACACAAGACCCUCAGAUUGAAAAGACUUUUGAAGUUAAUGUACUCGCACAUUUCUGGACUACAAAAGCAUUUCUUCCAGUGAUGAUGAAGAAUAAUCAUGGCCAUAUUGUCACCACGGCUUCAGCAGCUGGGCAUGUUGGGGUCCCCUUCUUACUUGCUUAUUGUUCAAGCAAGUUUGCUGCUGUUGGAUUUCAUAAAGCUUUAACUGAAGAACUGGCUGCCUUAGAAAAAACUGGCAUCAAAACAACAUGUCUCUGCCCUAAUUUCAUAAACACUGGCUUCAUCAAAAACCCAAACACUGCGUAAGUUGAGACAGAAAGGAAGACAAAAGGGUUG
Messenger RNA from Callorhinus ursinus (northern fur seal), 758 nucleotides. It is a transcript of the gene HSD17B11, whose product is annotated as hydroxysteroid 17-beta dehydrogenase 11. Gene Ontology annotation, molecular function: steroid dehydrogenase activity; oxidoreductase activity, acting on the CH-OH group of donors, NAD or NADP as acceptor. Lineage: Eukaryota; Metazoa; Chordata; Mammalia; Carnivora; Otariidae. Gene Ontology annotation, cellular component: lipid droplet. The record is from RefSeq and is a predicted model, not a curated record.